GACGAGCCUCCGUGAUCAUGAAGGCUGAGGAAGGUUGUCCGGAAGCUCCCAUGAAGGACUUCUACAUGUACCGCACCCAGACGGACGAGGACUAUGCGCCCGUGAAUCAGGACAUGGCCAACAUAGGCGGUGUUCUGUGGUAUUUGCACAAUGAGAUUAUCUGGCACCACUACCUUCGCGUCGGCAGCUUUUCCAGCAUCCCGAAGACACGCAUCGAGCGCUAUCGCGUGAAAACCCGUGCGACCUGUGCGCUCCACCGUCUCGGCAUGAAUUUUGGUGUGGUCAAUGCAUACGACCUGGGCAAGUGCACGGGCCCCUUUGGAUGCGAGAACCUUCAUCAUUUCGGCCCGGUGGUCGGUUGCGAGUCCUGGAACAAGGGUGCGGACAACCACUUUCCGCACAAGCAGUGGAUGGGUGUGGUGAAGUAUCCCAAUGCCAUGUGGUACAGCCUGCCGGGUGCGUGCUCUUCUCAAAAGUUUUGGGGCAAGACCCACAAGUGCGAGCGGAAAGAGCCAAGCGGUGCCUGCAAGGAAGGCGACGAGCCUACCGGUGCCUUUGACUGCACCUACACCUACAAGAAGGUCGGUGAGAUCUCCAUCGACGAGCUGGAAGGAAUCCCCAAUUUUGGGGCGCUGAUGAAGUCUGGCGGCUACGAGUACAGCCGCGCUUCGGACAAG
Molecule: messenger RNA, 677 nt
Organism: Symbiodinium necroappetens
Lineage: Eukaryota; Dinophyceae; Suessiales; Symbiodiniaceae
Source: the annotation of a GenBank genome assembly